GAGAAUCUUUGAUAUGCUGUGACCCGAUUGUAGAAGUCUUCGCGGCCGGUCGUAUCGCCAGUUCUUCUUCGUCGAGCUCUUCUUUAGGUGCUCUGUUUCCGCUUUACGCCAAAGACACCUGCUAUGAUAGCCACCGUUUCGAUGAUCUCAUCGUUAAUACAAUUCCCGUGGGUGAGCGCGACGAUAGAAUACAACGGACAGUUUCUGAGAAUUGGCAGGAUGAUCACGUGUGA
Molecule: messenger RNA, 233 nt
Organism: Paraglomus occultum
Lineage: Eukaryota; Fungi; Glomeromycota; Glomeromycetes; Paraglomerales; Paraglomeraceae
Source: the annotation of a GenBank genome assembly